UGUGAUUAUGAAUCCUAAAAGUGUUGGUAAAUAGCUAGUAUAUUCGAAGUCAUAAUUUUAUAGUCUUGGAAACGAUUGUUUGUAGUGACGUUGAAUUAAAAUUCAUUGAUUAUAAAUCUGUAUUGAAAGGAGAGCUGAGUAUGUAAUAUUGUAGAAUGUAACAAGGAAUUCCGGCAAAAUCAAAGCAAAUCAACGGCAAGAACAAUGUGAGAAGGAGAGGGACUUGCCGUCCUCUUUCUUCACAACCCUCCAAACACCUUUCAUUGAGGUUAACCAUCAAACAUUUUGUCUACAUCCCACAAGUUAUUUCUUUCACCUUUUAAUACGACACUGCAACCCAUCUUUGCCUGAGCCACAAAAUCAUCAGGCCAAAGGUUGCUUUGCUUCCAUUUCUUGAAUCACUUCCAUUUCUUGAAUCACAAUGGCGCCAAAGGUCAAUAGGACUAACACCAAUAGAAAUCUUGAGACUUUACUUGACAUAGACAAAACAGUGGCUGCAAAGAAAAAUGCUGUGCCACUUGAGCCCAGGAAGAUGAUUCCAGGCCAUGGCCUUCAAUUCAAAAAUGUAUCGUAUAGUGUUAAGAAGAAGAUGAAGAAAGAUGGUGUUUGGAUCACCAAAGAAGCUUAUCUUCUCAAUGAUAUAUCUGGCCAAGCUAUAAGGGGUGAAAUUAUGGCCAUCAUGGGGCCUAGUGGUGCUGGAAAAUCCACUUUUCUUGAUGCCUUGGCUGGUCGGAUUGCGCAGGGUAGCCUUGAAGGAUCUGUCAAGAUUGAUGGGAAAUCGGUAACUACAAGCUACAUGAAGAUGAUUUCAUCUUAUGUGAUGCAAGAUGAUCAGCUCUUCCCUAUGUUGACUGUUUUUGAGACCUUCAUGUUUGCAGCUGAAGUUAGGCUUCCACCUUCCAUUUCCAGGAGUGAGAAGAAACAAAGAGUGUAUGAACUCCUUGACCAACUUGGUUUAACGAGUGCGACACACACAUAUAUUGGUGAUGAAGGAAGGAGAGGAGUUUCAGGUGGGGAAAGGCGAAGGGUGUCUAUAGGAAUUGAUAUAAUUCACAAGCCAUCACUGCUGUUCCUUGAUGAACCCACCUCAGGUCUUGAUUCUACAAGUGCUUUUAGUGUGGUGGAAAAGGUGAAGGACAUAGCUAGGGGUGGCAGUAUUGUCUUGAUGACCAUCCACCAGCCUUCUUACAGGAUUCAAAUGCUCUUGGACCGCAUCACAAUUCUUGCAAGGGGAAAUCUGAUAUAUAUGGGAAGUCCAGGUGCUCUUCCUGCUCAUCUCUCAGGAUUUGGAAGGCCGGUUCCUGAUGGUGAAAACAGCCUGGAGUAUCUUCUUGAUGUAAUCAAAGAGUAUGAUGAGUCCACUAUUGGACUUGAGCCUCUUGUUCUUUACCAAAGAGAUGGAAUCAAACCUGAUCCAGUUGCCAGGACGCCUAUUCCCAAGACACCAAAGACCCCAAAAACGCCAAGAACUCCAUAUAUGAAUACCCCUGGAUCCAAGCAUGCACUUAGCCUUCGGAGCCAAGCAUUUUCAAUUAAUGGAAAUAUGACAUCUAGAACUGACUCUGUACAAUUUGAUUUUGAUGAUGAUGACGAUAACUUUGGUAAUUCCCUUGAGCGUAGAACUAUGCCUACGCCAAUGCAUAAGCAAAGUGGUGUCUAUCAACCACGUUUGGCAUCACAGUUCUACAAAGAUUUUUCAGUCUGGCUCUACCAUGGUGUCAAGGGAACUCCCCGCCGUGCACCCUCUUGGACUCCCGCUAGAACUCCAGGAACGACUCCAGGAAAAUCGCAAAUUUCUGGAGCAAGAAGUCAAGUCUCAAGCCGGUAUGCAACCCCACAACAGAUCCCUUCUCGCCCAAAAAAUCCAGUGGUCUUUAGCUCCUCAGUGGAGGACUCAUAUGCUGCUUCUUAUGAGGAUUUUGACAUGGAAGAAGAAGAAGUGCUUGAUGAGCCAGCACACGGUCCUAAAUUUGCUAACCCAUGGCUCCGAGAGGUUGCAGUUCUCUCAUGGCGCACAGCACUCAAUGUUGUUCGCACUCCUGAGCUUUUCCUGUCGAGAGAAAUCGUAUUAACUGUUAUGGCACUAAUUCUUUCCUCACUUUUCAAGAACCUGAGUGAACCAAUAUUCAAAACAGUGAACCGGCUUCUGAAUUUCUACAUCUUUGCAGUUUGCCUGGUUUUCUUUUCAUCCAAUGAUGCUGUCCCAACAUUCAUCCAGGAAAGAUUCAUCUUCAUCAGAGAAACUUCCCACAACGCAUACCGUGCUUCCUCUUAUGUCAUCUCCUCUCUUAUAGUUUAUCUCCCAUUUUUUGCCAUUCAAGGUUUAACCUUUGCUGCCAUAACCAGAUUCCUGCUGCAUCUGAAAAGCAGUCUCUUAAACUUUUGGAUAAUACUCUUCGCUUCUCUAGUUACUACGAAUGCUUAUGUUAUGCUUGUUAGUGCACUUGUCCCCAGUUACAUCACAGGCUAUGCAGUUGUGAUAGCCACCACAGCACUUUUCUUCCUGACUUGUGGGUUCUUCCUGAAGAGGACCCAGAUACCAGUCUACUGGAGGUGGCUGCAUUAUAUAUCUGCAAUCAAAUAUCCAUUUGAAGCUAUGUUAUCAAAUGAGUUCAAGGGAACAAGAUGCUAUAAUGGGGCUCCUGCAGACCUUUCACCUGGUCCUCUAGGAGAUAUCAAACCUAGCAAACUGCAUACUAGUUACACAAAUGGAACGACCUGCCCGUUGAUAGGAGAAGAUAUUCUAACCACAAUGGAUAUUAAGAUGGACAAUCUUUGGUAUGACAUUGCAAUCUUGCUAGCUUGGGGAGUUCUUUACAGGCUCUUCUUCUACGUGGUUCUCAGAUUUUAUUCCAAGAAUGAGAGGAAAUAAAUAUCCUCUUUGCAUUUGCUUCUCUUUCAAAUCCAAGUUUGUCGGCUAAGUGAAGACAGUAUCCAUACAUAUAGAUGUUAGUAGCAUGUAAUGAAUGUUGGAAGUUCUAAUGAUGAGAUUUAGCCUUCUGUUCUUGAUACUUGGGGGAUUGUUGUUGGGAAAGCCAAAAAUUAGUUUCUAAUUGUUUUUUAAAAAAGCACCCUGUUAGCUACAGCUGAAAAAAAUAAUUGAAAAGUUAUUUUAUAUUUUGAAGUUUUUAUGAUUAAAAUAUAUUAAAUAUAAAUUAAAAUAAAAAUUUAAAAAUUGUUAAUAAAUAUUAAAAUAAAAAUUUGAUAGGUGGAUUGUACUC
Hevea brasiliensis (rubber tree) is the source of this 3221-nucleotide messenger RNA. RefSeq names its product ABC transporter G family member STR-like. Gene Ontology annotation, molecular function: ATP binding; ATP hydrolysis activity; ABC-type transporter activity. Gene Ontology annotation, cellular component: membrane. The transcript is spliced from 4 exons. The record is from RefSeq and is a predicted model, not a curated record. Lineage: Eukaryota; Viridiplantae; Streptophyta; Magnoliopsida; Malpighiales; Euphorbiaceae. The coding region runs from base 422 to 2872 and encodes 816 amino acids.